Plasmodium vinckei vinckei is the source of this 1119-nucleotide messenger RNA. RefSeq names its product aspartate carbamoyltransferase, putative. Lineage: Eukaryota; Apicomplexa; Aconoidasida; Haemosporida; Plasmodiidae. Gene Ontology annotation, biological process: 'de novo' pyrimidine nucleobase biosynthetic process; amino acid metabolic process. The coding region runs from base 1 to 1119 and encodes 372 amino acids. The record is from RefSeq and is a predicted model, not a curated record. Gene Ontology annotation, molecular function: aspartate carbamoyltransferase activity; amino acid binding. The transcript has 3 exons.
AUGGGUAGGAUCAUUGAUUCGAUAGUUUCAGGGGGUGUUCUUUUAACAGCCACAUUAUUAACAUGCAAAUAUCUUAAAGACAGAAAAAGGCAACUAAUAAUUGAAGGACAGGGUGAAGCAAAAACUAAAUUCAAUGUCGAUCUGAAUAAAAUAAUAGAAAAAAUGAAAAAUAAACAUGUUAUAAAUAUUGAUGAUAUAAAUGAUGAAGAAUUGAUAGCAAUUUUAUUUACAGCAAAAACAUUUGAAAAAAUAUUAAGAGAUAAGAAGGACUCCAAAUAUUUGAAAGAUAAAGUUUUCUGUAGUUUAUUUACAGAACCAAGUACACGAACAAGAUGUUCUUUUGAUGCUGCUAUUUUAAGAUUAGGCUCAAAAGUAAUAAAUAUUACGGAUGUAAAUUCAACAUCCUUUUAUAAAGGAGAAACUGUGCAGGAUACUUUUUCUGUUAUGUCAAAAUAUGUUGACGGAAUUAUAUACAGAGAUGCAUCAAAUAAUAAUAUCGAUUUGGCAAUUGAAACGUCAACCAAGCCAAUAAUCAACGCGGGGAACGGAACUGGAGAACAUCCAACACAAUCACUUUUAGACUUUUACACAAUAUAUAAUUUUUUUCCAUAUCUUUUGGAUAGAAAUCCAAAUGAAAAACUUAAGAUUGCAUUUGUUGGUGAUUUAAAAAACGGAAGAACUAUUCAUUCUCUUAGUAAAUUACUUAGUAGAUACAAUGUUAGUUUCAAUUUCGUUUCAUGUAAAUCACUAGACAUUCCUGAUAAUAUAAUAAAUAUAAUAUCUGAUAAUUUGAAAAAAAAUAAUUUUUAUGACGAAAAUUCUAUAAACAAAUAUGACAGUUUAGAAAAGGGAAUAAUGGAUACUCAUAUUGUAUAUAUGACAAGAAUUCAAAAAGAAAGAUUUACAGAUAUGAGCGAAUAUAAUAAAUACAAAGAUUCUUUCAUUUUGGAUAAUAACGUAUUAAGAAAUACAAGACCCGACGCCAAGGUCCUUCACCCCCUUCCAAGGGUUAAUGAAAUAAAAGUAGAGGUUGAUGAAAAUCCUAAGAGUGUAUAUUUUUUACAAGCUGAAAAUGGUUUAUAUGUACGAAUGGCAUUACUAUACCUUAUUUUCUCAUAA